AUGAACAAUCCUCGUCCCAGCCCGUUCUCACAGUGCACGAACACGGGAUGCCAAUCUCCCAAUCUAGGACCGGUGUUACUCUGCCAGGGCAAAGGGGAGGACCCCCAGAAUUGUGGGCAUUGGUAUCAAAUGUGCCGUUCAUGUAACAAUUUCUUAUGGCACAACCCCAAGACACCGCUGGAACUUGUGCCCGACCAUCUGUUGAUGCGCCAUGCUUCCAAGCAGUCUCUUGCUGACUUCCCACCCGGCCAUCCUCUCAACCGUCUUGACUGCGCCCAUCCCAACUGUCGAGGCAAAGACAACCGGCCACGCGUAGCCAAUCGGGCAUGCGAUAGAUUCCCCCAAUUGUGUCAAACAUGCUGUCGCGCGGAGGGUGGCUGUUCAAAGCACAAAACCGAGGAGUCCCAGCAAUCGCGCGCUGCCGAAGCUGACAAAACUGCUUCUGCCAGCCCUGCACCCAGUGCUGCGAGCAGCGGUACUUCUCUGCCUGCUGAGCCUGUCUCCAAGUUUGCACGCCCGCUGACCACUGGGUUUGGCCAGGCCUUCGCCGUCACCUGUCAGAAGAAACUCGCAAGUAACCAGAAGGCCGAAAAUGAGAAGAAGAUUACGGAGACCAUGGGCAACCUUGUUGUUGUCCUGUUGUGGCUCAAGGCCAAUAGUAAGCCGAUUCGGCUCAACGUCGUUGUCCAACAUGCCGGAACAUUGGUCCUAUCAGAUCAACCUGCGAUCAUCGACAGACUCCACAACGUCACGCUAAUCAGUGUUUUCAAAGCGCUACCGCGCCCAGAAUGGAUUGAACAAGAUUUCAGUAUUCCCAUUGCUGUUCCUCGUAUUCCUCGCAUUCUCUGUCGUCUCCCUAGUCUUGAAAACACCGACUGCCUCGAGUUGGAAGAGGAGCUUGGGGUCCUCGGAAUACAAAAUCGGCAUUUCAACAUGCACACUAUGCAGCCCGGAAGUGAUGUCGCCCUUCCUUUACGACGUUCAGCAUCUGUCGUCUCCCUUUUGGAAUCGGGCGAUCCUGUCUCUCAUUUCACAUCGACUACUUCAGGCUCAUCGAAGCGUGCACGUUUAAGCACUCUUUCCCCACCUCGUUCCCCGCCCCCUGCUCCUUCGGACUUCAAUAUCAAACUACCAUUUCCAAGGAUGUACGCUUGUGAGAUGAUGUCUGGCUUCCGGGUCUUGAACGCCCUUGUGGCAGGAGGGUUUACACUGGGCGAGGCAUUCUCUCAGGCAUUUGCAAGCUCUGACUUCGUGUAUAAAACGGUGACCAAACACAGGAAGAUCUACGAGCGUGCUAGAAACGCGCAUGUCCUUGAACUAUACCGAGACAUGGGUUGUACACCUGAAGGUAAAUGGUGUAAUGUUGUUCGUGAUGUUACGAACAUCUUGAUAUCUGAUGAGAGCCGCCAGCCGUCUCUCACACCAUCCGAACACCAGGCAACAUCUGAGGCGGAUGCUGAUAGCAUCACAGAUGAUUCCGGACCACCGCUCUCUCCUCCCCUUGAAGCUUCUGAAAAAUCACCGACACCUUCUCUGAACGCCGAUUACGGAGGAUUUCUCACAGACUCUGUCAUCUACCUAGUCACACAUCAAAAAUUCGAAAUGCGGGGCGGCCAACUUACUGCAGCUUGGACCGCCGACAUGGAAAACUUGAAUCUCUACACCACCAGAACUCCAGCUGUCCAUGGCUCGAUCAAGCGGGUAUCCAUAGGAUAUAUUCACGAGCAGGGAAUGUAUGCUAUCAAGCGCAUUUCUCUCCCUGGAGAAUGGUGGACCCAGUGGACUAGCGCUGCGAAUGCCAUCUGGGUUGAAGCUUCGCGUGUUGCUCUUUGCUUCGAUGCUGCUUGCGGCUUUCAUCAGCUUGCGAAGAACAACAAUACGGCACUUUACCUGUUCCGUGUUUUGCCCACAUCAAUCUUUGUAAUAUGUGGACAAUUUCAAAUUGCGCAAGAAUGGAUUGAAGGCCAAUCCAAGCGACUGUCCGCUGAGGACUUGAUACUAUGGCAACAUACAAUGGAGGCAUUCUCGCAUUACACAUAUCAAGCAAGUGGGGGUCUUUUACUUCAUUCCGGCUUCCAAUAUCAUUCAGUCGAGAAGCCUGUUGAGACUUCGGUCAAGGGCAAGGCUGUAGAGGGUGCCACCAUACGACAAGCUAUCAUUUUUGAUUGUGCCACUCACAUAUCAGGUAGACUGGGUCACGAUAGCGCACUUCCAAAUAUUGGCCCAUUUCUUCGUAGCGAGGGCCAGGCUGCCCUCGCCAAUUUCGCAAACACUCACAUUUGCAACGAAGUAUGCAGAUCACUCGGUCUGAUUCCUGUCUAA
Messenger RNA from Pleurotus ostreatus (oyster mushroom), 2322 nucleotides. RefSeq lists its product as uncharacterized. Gene Ontology annotation, molecular function: ATP binding; protein serine/threonine kinase activity. Bases 1 to 2322 code for a protein of 773 amino acids. The record is from RefSeq and is a predicted model, not a curated record. Gene Ontology annotation, biological process: protein phosphorylation. Lineage: Eukaryota; Fungi; Basidiomycota; Agaricomycetes; Agaricales; Pleurotaceae. The transcript is spliced from 8 exons.